AUGAAAAAUACAACACCUAACAGAAGAAUCAAUAAUGAAUCUUAUCAAUAGGAUGCUAAUGGAAAAUAAAACCUAGAAUAGUCGAAAAAUAGCCAAAUAGUAACUUAACAAGGCUAUACAGAAUUUUUUUCUUGGGGAAAUGACGAGAAUGGUUAACUAGGACAUGGUUAGGAAGAUGCUAAUCGAAAGAAAAUCUUUAAUCUACCAAAAAGCUUGAGUUUUGAAGUACUGAUCACUCAAGUAGCCUGUGAACAGGGUUAUGUAUUCUCUUUUGGAAGUAAUACUGAUGGAUAGCUAGGAGUUAACGACCAUGCAAUUAAGUUUUCAACCGCUCCAUUAUUAGUUUCUGACUUGAUAUCAAUGCAAACUACUCCAGUUCAGAUUUCUUGUGGUGGUUAUCAUACAGCAGUAUUGACUACAGUUGGAGAAGUAUUUGUAUGGGGUAGAAAUCUUUAAGGCUAGUGCGCCAGGUCAAUAAACUACAACUAAUUUUUGUUCACACCACAUAAACUUCACACGGACACUCCUAACAAAACAUUUAGAAGUGUUGAUUGUGGUGAUUAGCAUACAGCUGUAAUUUCUAAAACAGGAGAAUUAUUCACUUUCGGAGACAACAGUGAAGGCUAGUUAGGAUUAGGAAUUGAAUUCAAAAAUUCGAUAGAUAGAGCUGCAUUAGUAACUAACAUCUCAGAAGAAGCUAUUCAAGUUUCUUGUGGAUAUAGACAUACUCUUGUAUUGACUGAUUAAGGGACUGUUUUCUGUAUGGGGUCAAAUAAAAAAUUUGAGUUAGGAAACUUGAAUUUAUAAAAAUCAUCUCUUCCAAUUAGAGUCAAGACUCUGGAUAUGUUUAAAAUAGAGAAAGUUUAUGCAGGUGGAUUCUCAAUAGCCAUUACAAAUACUAAAGAAAUGGUAGUUUGGGGUUCAGGAGAUUUUGGAGUGAUAUAAUAACCGCAGAAAAUAUUCAUUGAAGAUGUUCAAAUUGCUGAAAUAAGCAUUAGUAAAAAUAUUGAUUCAUUUGCAGCAGUAAUAGAUUCAAACGGAUAUGUGUAUACCUGGGGUGGUAAUCAAUUUGGAUAGCUUGGACAUGGAGAUUUCAGACUAAGAAAACUUCCUACUAAGGUACAUUAAUUAAGGAAAAAGAAAGUUAGAUAACUAGUUUGUGGUGGAGGCUUCGUAGUUGCACUAGGAAAGGAUGUUCCAGAUGGCACAAAGUAAAAGCAAUCAAAACAUAAAGAAUCAAUUCCAGAGCAAUAAUAAUUAUCAGAGCAACCAUCAGCAAGGUCUAGAUCUUAAGUUACUUUUGGUGGUCGAACUUAAAAUCCAUAAAACUCAUCACUUAGAAGGAAAAAGAAUCCUGAACUAGACAAGUCUCACUUGACCACUAUUGCUGAAUCUAAUGCAAGGUCUACUAUUUAAGUUAACAAUGAAUCUAGACAUUUACAUCAUAGUCAGGAAAAUAAUAGAUUCUCACCAGCUAGAUAUUAAAGAGAAUAGCCUAUAUCAUAGAUGCCAAAUAGUCCUCCAAAUGUUGAACGCAAUCAUUUUGAGAAUUAGAGAACUGUUAAUGAGCUUUCAGUUGAGAGAUAGAAGAGAAUAUAUCUUGAAAGAGAAGUUAAAGAUAAAGAGUAUGAACUCUAAGGUAUGAAGCAAUAGUCAUAAUUAAUAAAUGACUUGCAGUAACAGUUAUUAAUGUACAGAAAAGAGAAUGAAAUAGCUAGAGACACUUUAGAGAAAGAAUAGCAAAAUUCAUUUAAAUUGGUAUCAGAUGUCCACAAAACCAUUUCUGAUAAUAAACUCUUAAGAGAAGCACUUGAUGAUAAAUAAAGAGAAAUACAUUUACUCUAAGUAGAAAAUUAAAGAUAGGUCGAACGAACAAGAGAAAUUGAAUAUGAAAACGACAAGCUAAAACAAAAUUCUAAUUAUAUAGUGUCAAAAACUGAAUAGGAUCUAAUUUAACUACAAAAUUUACUUUCAAAGUGUGAAGAUACUAUUGCUCAUUAGAAAAACCAUAUUAUGGAUCUUGAAAGAUAGCUACUUAAUAAAAUUGAGCAAUAGAAAAAUUCUGAUAUUAAAUUUGAAAAGCAGCUUGUCGAGAGUUCUGAUUCUAAGAGACUCGUUAUUAAUCUCAACGAAAAAGUAUAGCAACUUGAGUAUUAGGUUGAUACCUAAUAAAAGGAAAACGAUGACUUAAAAUAUGAUAAUACUAUUCUAUAUGAUAAAAAUGUUUAAAAGGAUGAGAGAAUUAUCCACUUAAACAAUUAAAUCGAAGACCAAAAAGCCAUUACUGAUCAAGAAAGAGCUAAGCUCGCUGCUGCAGAACAGGAUAAGCAAUACUUAUAAUAAAAGAUAAGAGAUCUUGAAGAUCAACUUAUGAUAUAAUAAUCAAAAGCUGACCAAAGAGACAAGAAUAUAGAUGAGUUAGUUAGGGAAACUGAUAGAUUAAGACAUGAAUUAGAGAAUUAGAUAGUGCAGAGAGAUGUUAGCAAUGACAAUCUAAAGAGAGCAUUUGAUGAAAAACAUUACGAAAAUGAACAUCUAAGACAUAGUCUGAAUUCUAAAUAAGAGGAAAUAUAAUCUCUGAAUAGGGUACUCUAAGAAUAAAAUCAGCAGAGUGCUGAUCUAGCAGAUACAAUUAGAAAACUAGAAAAUACUAUUAAGGAUGUAGAGGAUAAAAACAGAAAGUUAGUAGAUUUAUUGAACUCUAGCAUCUAUAACAAAGCAGAAUAGUACAAGGAAAGAGUAUUAAGUAAAUUGCAAGAGAGAUCUACUCCAGGAACAGCGGUAACACCAAAUAAAACCUCUGGAGGAGGGAGUCUUAUAAAUCCUGUCCAUAUUAAUGCUGAGGUAUCUGACUUCAGACAUGACUAAGCUCCUAAUAAUUAAAACAACCUGCCUUCUCCAUUAAGACUUAAAAAAAUCAUGGCUGAUGAGCAAGAAUAGGUCUUAAAGGAUAGAGAAAGAUUAAUGAAAAUGGCUGAGGGUCUCACAAAGAACCAUGAUUUAUCUAAAUCUCAAGGCCCUUCAACUAUAUCUCAGAAUAAUGACUAUCGACAAAGCAUUGCAAGAUUCGCCUCUCCGUUCUCAACUCAUAAUGAUUCAACAAUAAAUCAAAGCAGAUCAGUUCAUUUUGACAAUAAUCUAAACUUAAAUUCUAAAUUUAACGGGGUCCCUCAAGCAGAGCCUUAGAUGGAAUCAUUAAAUGCUAGAUUAAGAUUCUCUGAAUUGGGAAGUUUUGGAAACCUCCCAAAUAACAAUAAACAAGCAAAUGAACAGGCAAGUCCUUAAAGAAUAGCAGAUAUUUUGAAGCAAUCCUCUCCACUCAGGUAAAAAAUAUCAUUAGGUUCAAUGAGAGACAGAUAAAAUCUUGAUGAAAGUAGAUUAAAUGAUCAUACUCCUAAUAAAUCUCUGUCCAAGAAAAGUAUAUUUGAAGAUGAAAAUGGCAGCAUGACAGCUUCUAAAAUAACACAACAAGAAAAAGAUGAACUUGCUGAGAGACUUAGUAGAUAUGAAUCUAAUAAACUUAGACAAUGA
Messenger RNA from Stylonychia lemnae, 3531 nucleotides. NCBI's taxonomy places the organism in Eukaryota, Ciliophora, Spirotrichea, Sporadotrichida, Oxytrichidae. The record is from the annotation of a GenBank genome assembly.